AUGCGGCGUCAGCUGAUUUCGCAAAAUAAAACCGGUGGAAAUUACCUCAUCGCUGCUGUGUUUGCAUCUAGACUAGGGAUUUGCUUCGAUGCGUAGACGACGAACCGGGCUUGUUUUGUGCGAUGAUGAUAAAUCUGGGCCGAGAGUCAGUGUUUUAUUUUUCGCGACCCAAAGGCGUCGCCUUUUUGGCGGUGGGGUUACCGUUUGGCCUACGUUGAAACGAUGAAUGAAUUUCUGGUUUUUAAUGACUUUCGACGGUCUAGUGACAGUGCGGCAGGCAAAUUGGAGAGGGAAUGAUUCGUUUGUGAUGAAGGAAAAAAGUUCGUAUCGUUGCUGGGAAAUGUUUUUUGCACAGUUUUAUUUACUACUCAAGUUCAGUUUAUACGCGGUAUUCGCCAUGGUUGGUUCAGAAGUUCGACACAGUUGGAGAUGAGAUGAAAAUGAACUUUUAGUAAGAGUGACCGACUGCAAAGUUUAUUGGAUGGAUGAUAUAAUGUUGAUAUAUAUAAUUUUACUCAGUUCACUGUUCAAAACGUACUCCGCGGCUCCCUUCACAUUCCCGGACGAUAGCCGGUCGAGCCAAAAUCGAAGUCAGCAAAUUUCCUCACGACAGGACGAGUUCGAAGGACGCAGCUUGCGGGGAGGCUACAGUCAAGACAAACGGCCCGAUUACAGCCGGUAUAGUGUUUACGAGCACGAAUACGAGGAUCUGCGCAGGUCAACUACGACGGUGCGACCGUAUCUAACAACAACAACAGCACGAACGACUCUCCGAGGACAACUGAACUACAGCCGACGGCCAAACGCCUAUUUCAACCGAUUGCCACCACCGAAAAAUGACGAACCGAUCGACGCGGAACCAGAAGACGAUUACAGCGACGAAAACGUCAUUGAUGCCCUGGAUCCGGUAACAUCGAACCCGGUAGCCUCCGCGGAUUAUAGUAACACUAACUAUGGAAGCAAACCUACGGUUUUCAGCAAUAAUUUCUACGAUUUGAACCACAAAUUCUUUGGGCUGGGAAAUAUUUUCGGAGAGGAUCGUCGCAAACACAAGUUUAAAUUUAAACGACGGAAACCGGGUCAACCUUGCAUUCCGUACGAUUUCUAUAAUAGAUAUCGAAGUGCCGACCCGAAAACAUUAAUUCCUCCCCUGAACCUGGUACUAGCGGACGUAAACUAUUACUCACCGUCAAACAACUAUAACAGUGGUCAUGGGGUUGGAGGAUCCGACACGCCCACCAACGGCCAGGGAGCUAUUUUCCACAAUAACUUCUACGACGCCGUCGGUGGCUAUCCAUGCGUGGGGACCGUAAGUUCCGGCCACAAACCGCACAAACCGCACAAACCGCAUGGCGGACCGCUUGGGUUCUUCGGACAGGGAGGACUAUUCGACUGGGCACCCUCCGCGGAUGCGGUCCAGAGUGAUACCGGGGUAGGGGGCACGUCCAACCGGCCGACUGUGGUUUUUAAUCUGAACGAUGCUAUCGAUACGGUGGCAACGAAUUGGAAACCAGGAGAAAGCUUUCAGAACAUGAUGAAGGUGAUUGCUGAAUUCAUCACAUCGGUAGCCGGAGGAGCUCCCGUUGCUGCUAGUGAGGUUGUUGGCGAUACUGUCGACACAGUGCGCAAAGUUAACCGAGAGUUUGUAAGUUUGUUUACAUGAAAUACAGUG
Messenger RNA from Wyeomyia smithii (pitcher-plant mosquito), 1672 nucleotides. RefSeq lists its product as uncharacterized. The transcript has 3 exons. Lineage: Eukaryota; Metazoa; Arthropoda; Insecta; Diptera; Culicidae. The record is from RefSeq and is a predicted model, not a curated record. Bases 482 to 1663 code for a protein of 393 amino acids.